AUGUCUAAAGUUAAGGUUGGAAUUAUUGGGGGUUCUGGAUUCGAUGACCCAAAUUUAUUCAAAAAAGUAGGAGUGCGACAAGUGACUACUCCGUUUGGAAAGCCGUCAGAUGCUCUUAUCGAAGGUUUUGUUGGAGAUGUUGCAUGUGUUGUGCUUCCCAGACAUGGUAAAGGACACUUAAUUCCGCCCAGCGAAGUCAACUAUCGCGCCAACGUUUGGGCGUUGAGAGAUCUCGGGUGUACUCAUAUAUUAGCUACCAACGCUUGUGGUAGCCUACAGGAGGACUUAGUACCUGGAGAUUUCGUUGUUCUCAAUCAGUUUUUGGAUAAAACUUGGGGUCGUGAAAAUACGUUUUAUGGAAGUAAACCUGAUUCAUUGAAAGGAGUCUUACAUAUGCCGAUGGCAGAACCAUUUUGUGAAAAAACACGUCAGAUGUUAAUCCAAGCGGCCAAAAAUAAAUCAAUAAAUGUUUAUGACAAAAAAACUAUGGAUAAAUCCGCCUGUAUUCAUCCAUGUGUACAUACUGAAGGUUCUGCAGUAACUAUCAAUGGUCCACGUUUUUCAACUCGUUUCGAAUCAUUUGUUCAUAAGGCAAUGAGAUUGGAUAUAGUUAACAUGACAUUAGUUCCUGAAGUUUCAUUGGCUCGUGAAGCUGGUUUAAGUUAUGCUUCUAUAGCAAUUGUUACAGAUUUUGAUUGUUGA
Schistosoma curassoni is the source of this 702-nucleotide messenger RNA. The record is from the annotation of a GenBank genome assembly. Lineage: Eukaryota; Metazoa; Platyhelminthes; Trematoda; Strigeidida; Schistosomatidae.